This is a messenger RNA of Morone saxatilis (striped sea-bass), 4287 nucleotides long. RefSeq names its product MAM and LDL-receptor class A domain-containing protein 1-like. NCBI's taxonomy places the organism in Eukaryota, Metazoa, Chordata, Actinopteri, Moronidae. The transcript has 23 exons. The coding region runs from base 1 to 3285 and encodes 1094 amino acids. The record is from RefSeq and is a predicted model, not a curated record. Gene Ontology annotation, molecular function: protein binding. Gene Ontology annotation, cellular component: membrane.
AUGGUUGGUCGAAUGCUUCAGGACUUCACCAUCCUGUUUGAAGCCUCCAGGACCUUCACCAAGCCUGGGCACAUUGCCAUUGAUGACAUAGAUUUCACCAACUGCACCCUGCCUAAGCCCCAGCCCCUGUGUCCAGAGAAUAUGUUUACGUGCAACAACAGUGUAUGUGUGGAACACAACAGAGUGUGUGACUUCAGCGAUGACUGUGGGGACUGUGUUACCAUUUCCCUCUUACCUGAUGAUAAUAAUAACAAUGUAGAGUUACAAGGUGUUGUGGAGCGCUGCAGCUUUGAACAAGGCCUGUGUUCCUGGGCGGAAAGUGACGUGGACACACAUGGAGCUGAGUGGACACAUCAUAAAGGACAGGAAGCCUGGCCCAAUCAUGGCCCUCCCAGGGAUCACACCCAAAACUCUGAUGCAGGUCACUAUGUGAUACCAGGGACUCACCUAACUGAGAAGGGCCAGACAUCAGAGAUGCUCUCCAAAACUUUACUACCCAGCUCCAACUGCACUGUAAAAUUCUUCUUCUUCAGCCUGGAUGAUGCGGCAGCCAGACUGACAGCCCAGUCCAGGACACUACGGUCUGGUACUGAUGACUCUGUGUUAUGGCUCAGUGAAAACUCACAGAGUUACAGCUGGCGGAGGGCAGAGGUCACAUUCUCCUCCUCAGACAAUAGCAAGAUUGUCUUCAGAUAUGAGCAAGGUGAAGGUCACAGAGGGCUGGUUGCACUGGACGACAUCUCUUUCUCCAGGGAGUGUGUAUUUGACCCUGACAACAACAAACUGCCUGAGACAUCACCCACCUCUGUCCCACCUACAUCUUCAAACACACCCACGUCUCCAGCUACACCCUCAACCUCGACUGCACCAACCCACCCUUGUCCGGAUAAUGAGUUUUUCUGUUGGCGGUCAUCUGGAGAAGUGUGUAUCCCAACAACUUUACAAUGUGAUUAUCAUCCAGACUGCCCCCAAGGAGAGGACGAGGAUGGCUGUGGUCCGUGCACAUUUGAGAGUAACCAGUGCCAAUGGGCUGACACCAGUCAUGGACAGAGCAGUUGGCAGAGACAGAAAGCCGGUAGCGAUAGCGAGCCGUCUACUGAUCACACUACAGGCACAGGCCACUACAUGAGAGUGAAUUUCAGCCAGGGGUCCACACAGGUUGAGGCCAGACUCCAGAGUCCCCCACUCCCCCCUUCGUCCCUCUACUGCCAGAUUCUGUUUCACUUCCACAUCAGUGCAGAGAGUGCUGGGUCACUCAGAGUGCUUAUGCAGCAGGCUGAAGGGAGUGAAGCAAUCCUGUGGUCACGCAGUCACAACACUGUCUCCCAUUGGACCCAAGAGCAUCUGCCUCUAGGCCUGCACCAGCAGCAUUAUAAGGUUUGGUUCAGCAGCAUGAAUCAAGUCAAUCAGACUGCUGGAGAUCACAUUGUUGCUGUGGAUGAUAUCUCUUUUCUGAACUGUGAAAAAUCCUACCAACCACCUGCUCUGUCUUCCUGUAGCUGUUCUUUUGAAGAAGGUCUGUGUGUUUGGGUGAAGGGGGCUGAAGAUGAGUUGUACUGGCUCAGCAGGUCUGGUCCCACUGAAACCCCCAACACCGGGCCUGCAGGAGACCACACUACCAGCAAAGGGAAGUACCUUUACAUCAAGAGUUCCCCACCAAGUGUAAAAGGAAACAAGGCCCAACUGAAGUCUCCGCUGCUGCCACCUGCUGACAAAAAUGGAUACUGUGUCACAUUUUGGCACCACAUGUUCGGAGCUACGGUGGGCUCCUUGAGGAUGCUUCUGCAAACAUCAGAUCCGUUGAAAAAAAUAAUGGUGUGGCAAAAAUCAGGAAACCAAGGGGAUGAGUGGCAGCUGGUGCGGAUCCACGUGACCUUGCAGAAAGUCCACCAAGUGAUUCUCGAGGCUACAGUUGGAGGAGAGGCGGGAGACAUAGCCAUCGAUGACAUCUCCCUCAUCAGUGGACCGUGUCAUACCUCUGAUAUGUGUGACUUUGAGGAGGGUAGCUGUGACUGGAAGCAGCACACCACAGAUGACUUCGACUGGGUCAGACAGUCGGGCUCCACCCUCAACCCCAACACUGGGCCAGACAGUGACCACACCACCAACACACCCACGGGCCAUUACUACUUCCUGUCCUCCUCUGCUGCUGACCGUGCAGGCCAGACAGCUGAAAUGUCUUCACCGCUGUACCCUGCAGGCAGAGGAGCUUGUGUGCAGCUGUGGUACCACAUGUACGGCAGAGGAAUGGGGAUGCUGAACGUUUACCAGCAGAGUGAAGAAGGGAAGCAAACUCUGAUUUUCUCUCAGGCAGGAGACCAGGGCCAGCUGUGGAGGUUUGCUCAGGCUUCACUUCUGCCUUGGACUCAGCCUUACAGGAUCGUGGUGGAAGGUGUGAAGGCUGGGCCCACAGAGGAGGGAGACAUGGCUUUUGAUGAUGUUCAGCUGACAGACGCUCAGUGUCCUCCUCCUGGACAUUGUGAUUUUGAGAUUAACAUGUGCAGCUGGAGCAACCUGGGAGGAGAAGUUGACCAGGAGGACUGGCUUCGUGGGAGAGCAGUCUCCCCAAAUCCCAACACUGGACCCAGUGUUGAUCACACCACCAACUCAACACAUGGUUACUAUCUGUAUGUGGACAGCUCUGUGGGUGAGUGGGGAGACACAUCCUUCCUGAUCAGUGAUGUCUUCCAGCCGUCCACCAGAGGUCACUGUCUGACAUUCUGGUACCACAUGUAUGGCGACCACGUUGGGACUCUGAGGGUUUACAUAAAUGACAGAAAAAUGCAUUCUGGUGGUUAUGAAGAAGGGACUCUGAAGUGGAUUGAGUCGGGAAACAAGGGAGACAAGUGGCAGGAGGCCAGAGUGCCUAUUAAACAUAAAGAAGCAUUCUGGUUUGUGUUUGUGUAUCAGAGGGGGAUGAAUACAGGUGGGGACGUUGCUCUGGAUGAUAUCGCCGUCCUCCCUGGCAGCUGCUACUCAGAGCCACCCAUUGACCCUCCUGGUGAUAAUAAUGACAUGUCCGUAGGUCUGGCUGUCGGUCUGACUCUGCUGGCUGGAGUCAUCAUCUCCAUCUUCCUCUUUGUGCUGAACAUGAAGCGUAGUACAAUGAAUCAGCCGACAAUUUUCAGUAAAGACACAAUUAACCAGGACUCUGCGCUCGACCUCUUUGACUGCAAAAUAGAUGGAACACAACAAGGAACUGAGUCUGAAUUUUCCUUCUUCAACAAUAUGUAUGAUCCAUCGCCACAUGCAACUGAUAGCACCGUGUCUUCAUCCGAUGCUUGAUGAACUACAGUGAAAUAAAUAAACGAUAACCAGUUUGUAAAUGAUGCCUGUGUUCUUAGAGAUAUUUGUUGUCCAUUAAAAACUGUUAUUUAGAAAAUGAAAUAUUGAUGUUAGUGUGGCAGUUUGAAAAUGGAUCAAAGUCGUGAGCCUUUAGUUGUAAUAAUGACGACUGGAUUAAUAAUUAUUUCUUACCUGGAAAUACUGACAGGCAGAGCAACAAACCCUGCUGAACUUUGAAAGUGUAAAAGCCAUUUUUAUGAAAUGUAAUUUAACAAACACCCUUUUGUAACUUGUUUUUUGUUGCUGUUGACCCGGCAGAACCAGUUCUCCUGUUGAACUAAACCUAAAUAGUUAUUUUAAGAAGCUGUAUAUUGUAUACUGUCUGCUGAGCAUAGAGAGCUGAAAUUACAACUCUGUUUGUUUACCAUGUGUAUAUUUACAGGUUUAGUGAUAAAAAUUAUUUAAUUUGUUCACAGAAAAUUAGAUUAUCACUGAAAUACAAACAUGUAAAGAUGUGCAGAUAAAGCUUCAAAUCCUCAAUUAUUUUUCAUUAUUGAAUUAUUCUUUCUCCCGUCACAAGGGAAGUAUGUAUAAAACUUAUUAAAAAAAUGUCUAAUUAUAAUACAGUGCUGGUUAGUUUAAACUAUAGCAUGUAUUGUAUUUUAUGAUCUUCAUAGCUCCAAGCGUCAUGUUUCUUAAAAUAAAAGUCUAAUCUUAAUUUGUAGAGGGACGAGGAAUUGAGGCUGAAAAACAAUUGUAGUGGAGUACAAAUAUAGUAUUAUAUAUAGUUAGUGUAAUGAAAAGGUAAUACUGAAGUAAAGUAUGUGACCUCAGAUGUGAACAGUGCUUCUGGUUUGAUAAUGCUUAUGAAGGGAUGUAUAUCUUCAACCUUCUCAUAGACCAAACACUGCAGACUUGUUUUUCUAACUCGCAUAAUGUAAAUAGAAAGAUUUUCGUACUCUUUCAGGGGGAAUCAGUUGUGAUGUAAAUUACUAGUUGAAA